Messenger RNA from Diorhabda carinulata, 1050 nucleotides. RefSeq names its product sugar transporter SWEET1 (gene slv). Gene Ontology annotation, cellular component: membrane. Gene Ontology annotation, biological process: carbohydrate transport. The transcript is spliced from 4 exons. Bases 329 to 982 code for a protein of 217 amino acids. The record is from RefSeq and is a predicted model, not a curated record. Gene Ontology annotation, molecular function: sugar transmembrane transporter activity. NCBI's taxonomy places the organism in Eukaryota, Metazoa, Arthropoda, Insecta, Coleoptera, Chrysomelidae.
CUACAUUAUACCGGUAGUUGAUUUGUUUACCUAUGUGUGAUUUAUCUUUUAACACUUUGAUGUUUUGUUGUAAUUAGUAUUAAUAAAUAAAAUUUAAUUUUUUCGAUACGCAUAUCGCCGUGUCGAUUUGCACUACGUUAAAAAAAUUCUAUUCGCGUGGGUGGUUAUUAUCUGUUAUGUUGGGAAGCAGGUAUUAUUAUAAUGUAGUAACAUUUGCAUAAAUUUUCUGUUGAAUAUAAUUAUAUCAAUGGAGUUUGACGAUAAGAAUUAAAAUAUACACAUGAAUUUAUAAUAUAAGGGAAGAUUCGUUUCAAACAUAUAGUCAAUUAUGAAUGAAAGUGAUUUUAAAAAUAUAUUAGCUACUACUGCAUCAAUAUGUACAAUUCUACAAUUUUUGACUGGAACACUCACCUGUCAAAAAGUUGUUCAAAAUAAAAGUACAGGUGACAUAUCUGCGUUUCCUUUCGUGAGUGGUUGCCUUUCAACGAGUUUAUGGCUUAGAUAUGGCUUCUUAAUCAAUGACAGUUCUAUAAUUUUAGUGAAUACUGUUGGUGCCACUUUGUUUUUUGCAUAUGUUAUCACAUUCUAUUUAUACAGUAUUAACAAAACAGUCAUCCUUCGUCAAUUUUUAUGUUGUUUAUUCCUUUUAAUUAUAAUCUUACUUCAUAUUCAUAACAAUGUGGACAACACAGAACUCGUUAGAGUACAUUUAGGAUUGAUGUGUUGUGGAGUAACAGUAUUAUUCUUCGCUGCCCCAUUGGCGUCGCUUUUGCACGUGAUCAAAGUGAAAAAUACAGAAAGUCUACCCUACCAUUUGAUCUUCGCCACAUUUAUCGUUUCCUUACAAUGGUUAAUUUAUGGAUUGGUGUUAAAAGACCAAUUUGUUCAAAUUCCUAAUUUCAUAGGAUGUAUUCUAUCUGGGUUUCAGCUGAGUUUAUUUUUGAUAUACCCCAAAAAAGUGAAAGUAUAUUCCAAUGUUUGAGACAUAAUUAAAUGUAUUUUAAUUUAUUGAUGAUAUAUAUUAAAUAUAAAAUAAAUAUAUCAAGUCUA